Wickerhamiella sorbophila is the source of this 1362-nucleotide messenger RNA. RefSeq names its product GTPase-activating protein gyp1. Gene Ontology annotation, cellular component: Golgi apparatus. Bases 1 to 1362 code for a protein of 453 amino acids. Gene Ontology annotation, biological process: activation of GTPase activity. Gene Ontology annotation, molecular function: GTPase activator activity. Lineage: Eukaryota; Fungi; Ascomycota; Dipodascomycetes; Dipodascales; Trichomonascaceae. The transcript has a single exon. The record is from RefSeq and is a predicted model, not a curated record.
AUGCGUCGCCAGCCAGAAAUGGCCGAGGUGGAUCGAACCGAAUAUGUGUUUGGGGAGAACGGAGGAUUGGGUGCGCCGUCGUCCUCCUUUUUCCGCAGAAUUGCCAGCAUGGCCCCCCAGCCGUCCGACGAAGACGAAUCAGAUACCUUCCAGCGGACAGUUGGCGCUGGGUAUACCUACGCGGACCAGAUUGCACCGAACAAAAUUAAGCGCACCAAGUCACGGCAGGACAAGCACAAAGGCCGGCGCGGGUCGUACUUUGAUCUCGACGAUGAUUGGGACGCCAAUGUCGAGCACAACCUGGUGGAUGGGGCGAAGUUCAAAAAGAGUUUGGCGGGCCAAGCGAUGGAGUCGGCCGAGUCACUGGCCUUUGCCGAGUGUGAGGAAAUGAAUAACCGCAUCUCCCGUAUCCGGCGUUUCCAAGCGGUGCUAGAUGCACCCAUUGUUGAUUUGGCCCACCUCAAAAAGCUGUCGUAUACAGGCGUGCCCGAGGAGCUUCGUCCAAAGACGUGGCAGCUCCUGUUGGGAUACUUAGCGCCCAAUGGCGAACGUAGAGAGCGGACCCUUGCUAAGAAGCGCCAAGAGUACCAUAAUGGCGUGCAGCAGGUGUUCAACACGGGGCUCGACGAGCAGAUGUGGCACCAAAUCUCCAUUGACGUGCCGCGAACCAACCCGCACAUCAAACUAUACUCGCAUCCGAUUAUCCAAAAGGCACUGGAGCGCAUAUUAUAUCUAUGGGCUAUCAGACAUCCCGCUAGUGGCUACGUUCAAGGAAUCAACGACUUGGUGACUCCGUUCAUCCAAACAUUUCUACAGCCCCAUGUUGAGCAUGCCUCCGUUGACGAUCUGGACCCCGAAACGGUGCCUCAGCAGUCGAUGCGAGACAUCGAGGCCGACGCGUACUGGUGUCUGACCAAGCUGCUUGACGGCAUUCAAGACAACUACAUCCACGCCCAACCGGGCAUUCACAAGCAAGUCGCUCAGCUUCAAGAUUUAUGUACACGGCUGGACCGUAAUCUUGUUGAGCAUCUCCGUUCAGAGGGCAUUGAAUUCAUGCAGUUCAGUUUCCGCUGGAUGAACUGUUUACUUAUGCGUGAAGUCCCCAUGGGCUGUACCAUCCGCAUCUGGGAUACAUACAUCUCGGAGGGCCCGCAGGGAUUCAGUGCGUUCCACGUCUACGUCUGUGCGGCCUUCCUCAACUACUGGAAGGAGCAAAUCAAAGUCAAGGACUUUCAGGACAUUAUGGUAUUUCUUCAGGCCUUGCCCACGGCAGAUUGGACUGAGAAAGAAGUGGAACUCAUCCUCAGCGAAGCGUUUCUGUUCCAAACCCUUUACAAAACCGGCUCUGCCCAUCUUAAAUAA